ACUUUGAGCGUCAGUUCCAUAAUGGCUGAAGAUCCUGGAGGAGCUUUCUCAUAUUUUACCCUCAUUUUUAUUGGUUUUUCGUUACCUCUGCUGGGAAGAUGGCAGGGCACACUGCCUCGAUAAACUUCCAGAGACCCCCGCUGUUGUCAUGCCCAAGAAAGGGAACCGAAAACGGCUGAAAUUUAGAGCCGAGGAUGUUUGUUCGGAGUCAGUUACUGUGGCUGACUAUGCCAACGCCGAUCCCGCCAUUGUGAAGUCGGGAAGAGUUAAAAAGGCUGUUGUUAAUGCAAUUGAAAAAGAAGUGAAAUUACUCUGUGGACUUGAGGCAUCCCAGGGUCCUGUGCAGGAAGUGCUCUCCUCUGCAGUCGGUGUGAGUAAUGCCGCCCAUGAGAGCAGUGAUGAACUGGACUCCGAGGAAGGGGAUGAAAUCAGAGAGUCCCGCAAAAAGAAAAACAAAAGACUCAAAGAAAACAGUCAGAGCCUAGGUGGAGAGGAGUAUCCCAUUGAUAUUUGGCUUCUGCUUGCUGCGUACAUUCGGCCAGAAGAUGUCUGCAGAUUUUCUUUGAUCUGCAAGAAUGCUUGGACGGCCACGUGCACGGCUGCAUUUUGGACACGACUCUACAAAAGGCACUAUAAUCUUGAUGCAGACCUCCCUGAUCGCCUUCAACCAGAUUCUAUUGCAAAGAUGCGUUGUCUUCGAGCCCGUGUGAUUUGCUCGCUUUUUCACUUAUAUGAGCCCUUUAGCUUGCGGGUGUCCAAAAGCCCUCUUCUCCCUGAAUCUACGCCUACCACACUCCUCAAUUCCAAGUGUUUGUUGUUUUGGGUCAACAAAGUGUCUGGAAGUAGGUCAGAGGCGAUGUGGGAAUUCAACUUCAAGUUUGUGAAACUGCCAACCAAGGGCAAAAAUGGAUGCAGUUUGAGUCUUCAGCUCCCCAGGCAGUAUAAAGAAGUUCACAGUAAUCCAGACUCAGACUGUUAUCUGCUACGGGUCACAACUCUCAAUUUCAUUUUCACUUCUGUAGUGAUGGGCAUGACGUUAACUUUGUUCACCAUUAAUGUGAGCACAGACAUGAGGCACCACCGAGUGCGCCUGGAGUUCCAGGAUUCGCCAGUAAUUCGAGGGAAGAAGCUAAGGGGUGAACAGGGGGUGCAGGUAGUGCUGGACCCUGUCCACAGCGUGCGCCUCAUGGACUGGUGGCACCCUCAGUACCCCACAUUCUCAUACAAUUAGACUGAUUAACUCCAAUCUUGUCAAUUACAAAAAAAUUUCAGAAGACAAUUUGGGCCUGUUUUGACCAGCCCUUAAUUGGAGUUUGGAUUUUUAGUCUAAACUCAAGGUCUCAAGACAAUGUAUGUGGAAGUUGACUUCAAUAGUCUGGGUCGCUGCCAUAUUUAAUUUGAUUUGUUUCACUGUAGAAGUACAGAAAAUGGAAGUCGAUUCAAUAAGUCAUGCUGCCAUGUUCAACCUGUGUUUUAUUGGAGAUGUUUCUUCCUUCCUCUUAAAAUUGUGGAAUAUUUCUCCACUUGAAUGAUCCCAUUCCAAGUACACAACAGUACAACCCUCUGAACAGACUCUGCUUUCCACCCUCAGUUUAGAAGGCAAAAAUCGGUUCACAUUAAAUAUGGCAUCUACUCCAGUAUAUGGUACGCUUGCCCAUUUAGAAAAUUCAUCAUCAGGUUAUGACAUUUGCAUAGUAGGGUUUGCAUGCCUCUAAUCUUGAAUCAUGUGUGAUUUAAUAAUUGGUUGUAUUUGGGUUUGGUUUUUCUUCAACAGCAUUCUUGAGAUUCACCUUAAUUCUUUAUUUCUUAUUCUGUCUCUUUGCAAAUAUAUAAAUUGCUAAAUUAAAUUUCCAUUUAAUUGAUAAAAAAAAUAGAAAGAUCUAUUAAGGCAAGACAACUCUGGAGAAGUAUAGUGUAAACCAUUUGAAAACCCUUUAGCCUGGUGUUCGAUUUGGGGGCAAAAAGCUAAGAUUGUAUGUAUUCAGUACUUUCUGUGGGACUAAUGAGUUCAGCUUUACUACUGUGCAUACUUGUUGCUUAGUUAAAUCACAUUUAAUUGACUGCAUCUGCGUGUUGUAGAUGAGUGUCUUUAGUUAAGUGAAUGUUAUUGUUUGAGGAGUUCUUAAAUCUAUAGAUAAAGCCAAAGUUAAAAUGUAUUUCCUUACUACUUUCAAAUCCAGAAGUUGUUUUUGUGAUGUAAAUUUUGUUUCUUUUUAAUUUGAAGCUUGUUUUUGAUUUUAGACUGGAAACAAAGGCACUGGUGUUUCACAGUAAUAAAUAAGACAUGCCAUAAA
Molecule: messenger RNA, 2294 nt
Organism: Carassius gibelio (silver crucian carp)
Lineage: Eukaryota; Metazoa; Chordata; Actinopteri; Cypriniformes; Cyprinidae
Product: transmembrane protein 183A-like
Exons: 8
Coding region: 149-1231 (360 amino acids)
Biological process (GO): regulation of protein stability
Cellular component (GO): SCF ubiquitin ligase complex
Molecular function (GO): protein binding
Source: RefSeq, a predicted model, not a curated record